Messenger RNA from Pieris brassicae (large cabbage white), 1030 nucleotides. RefSeq lists its product as uncharacterized. The coding region runs from base 260 to 949 and encodes 229 amino acids. Gene Ontology annotation, biological process: proteasome core complex assembly. Gene Ontology annotation, cellular component: endoplasmic reticulum. Lineage: Eukaryota; Metazoa; Arthropoda; Insecta; Lepidoptera; Pieridae. The record is from RefSeq and is a predicted model, not a curated record. The transcript is spliced from 3 exons. Gene Ontology annotation, molecular function: proteasome binding.
AGAGCACUUGAUACUACUCCGACGAACUAGAAUGAAUCAACAGAUUUUAAUUAUAAUUACAAAUUUACAAACCAAAUUCAAAAAUUCAUGUCAGAACUCAGAGUGAGACCAUCUUAAUUCUAUUUUGAAUUCUUAAAUUUAUAUUAAUAUAUAUAUAUUUAUAUCAAUUCACUUGAGUUUUAAAGAGGUGAAGUAUAAAUUGAAACAAACAAUUGAAAUCGUAUGAAUUUAAACAAGUCAAUCCAAUAGCAAGUUUAAUAUGAGUGUAUUUGGAGAAAUUGUGGAGCCAGGGACGAGAGUUGCAUGGGAAGACUGGGACGACGUGUCUCAAGGAACUGAAAAUACCGAACUUAAAUGGACAAAUAUAUUUGAAGUUCCUGAUACAGUUGAUCUCUUAUUAAUACUUGAUGGUAAACAUAUAUCAGACACAGUAAGGCUGCAGGAACAAGAUUCUAUAGAAUUAAUAAAUACUGUAAAGGAGGCUAGCUUAAGUCUUUACAAAAUAAAAUUAAGAAAUGCUUACAUUUGCAUUUUGAAGGAUUACAACUUACUCUUGAGUAGUGAGAUAGUAGAGUUACUUCGCGAUUUUAUAGAGAAAAGUAAAGAUAUAAUAGUAUUCUUAAAUAAGCCUCUGGCGGAAUAUCAAACCAGUAACCUAACUUAUCAGCCUUGUGUUAUCAGGUGUUUAAAAACAACAAAAAACUUAACAAACCUUCAUGGGCUUAACUUUCCAAAAUUAGAACAGCCCAAUAUAAUUUCUGGUGUUGCAGCAGGAGUUAUUACUCUAAGGGAACACUAUAAUUUAGGAGCAAUGGCGGUUGUAAUAUACAUGGAAUAUUUAGAAAAUUCCCAAUUGGAGGAAGUAUACAGCUUAUUACAAAACCUGGACAUUUCUGUUUCAACAAACCAAAUACCAAACAGUGUAGCUAACUCAAACCUCUAUAUUUAGUAUAGAGUUUAUUAUAUUAUAUUAUUAUAUGAAAUAUUUCAAAAUGUGUAAUGGUAUUAUGAUGGAAUAAAAAUAAUAAUU